Molecule: messenger RNA, 5502 nt
Organism: Paramuricea clavata
Lineage: Eukaryota; Metazoa; Cnidaria; Anthozoa; Malacalcyonacea; Plexauridae
Source: the annotation of a GenBank genome assembly
AUGUUCGUGUUCAGGUUAACUUCGUUUCUUUGCUUCGCUGUUUUGUAUCUUACUUUCACUGAAGCUGGUCAAUACGAUGGGUAAGGAUAGAUUAAUGCUUUGCUAAUAUAUACAUUAUAUUUUGUGUUCAUUUUCACGCAAUGUCUUUUGCACAGUCAGUUAUGUAUUGAAGUUCAAGCCAGGCGCAUUCGACUUUUAAUUAUUGAAUUGACUGACUCACGAUUUAAACGCAUAUACGAAGAGAAAUAGUAAAUGAUAAGUGUGCUCAUUAAUUAUAAUCUACGCCUGGAAUCUACGUAUUGUUUUUAAUCAUUAUCUCAUUGUAGCGACGAUUUAAACUAAAAUGCGUCAAACCAGUACUUGCAUGUUAUGCUGAUGCGUCAUGGCAUUAUUAUUGCAUUUAUCAGCACCGUCGUCGUGCGCGUAAUAUGUCACAACCAAACCUCAGCAGGUUUUUAUACCGUAGUUGCUAUACGGCGGAUUUUAAACACAGACUGGCAUUAGACUGCUUAAGCAGGAUAGCAAUACAUAGGCAUUGAAUAUUGAUUGAAUCGUGUCGAAAGUGAGUGCUAUAGCUAAGGUUAGGAUAAAAACAUGUGGGAAAAUAAAGGUAAUCUAAAGGUUACGAAUGGGGUUAUCCACAAUUAUAGAAAAGUUUACUUUGUUCGGAGUUAUUAUUGUUUUGUAUUUUGUGUAAACACUCCAUGGUUCCGGCAAUUUCGGCUUAAAAGGUUAAUGCAAGUUAAAUCGUAACCAAAUAUCCAACAGUACGUCAGUACGAACUCAUAAUAGUGAAAACGUGGGCGUACUGCGGAGGCCACAACACUGAAAGUUUCCUAAAAUUGUUUUCUUGGGUGAGCUUGCCUUUCAGUUUCAACGUGUAAUAGUCGGUAACAAGUUGAAACGUCUGGGAAAUAUCUUUACUUUCAGAAAAGUGUUCCGAGUGGUCCCGCAGACAGAUGAAGACAUCAAGAAUUUGAGAUCCUUGGAGGCGGAUUAUGGAUUGGAUGUUAGUUGAAUUAGAAGGAAUUAAUUAGAAUUCUAAUUAUAGAAUUAGAAUGAUUCAGAGAAUUUCUCGGUGGAUUUGAUUGUUCGGAUGUGGUGUUGGUGGUAGUGGCUAGUGUAGCUUCCUUCACAAAGAAUGUGACGUAUGUGAGGAGAGUGUUUCCAGUUUGAUUCUACCAAACAUCCCAGGUUACAACUUUAUAGGGAUGGUCCUUACUGGACCUCAAGGCAGACCAGUUUAGAACUGAUAGGGAUAUAGUUAGUGUAGUUUAGGUGUUUUGAUCAGAUAAGUCAGAACAUGGAACCACAAAUAACUAACUGGCACAUCUGAAUCUAGGUGGACUUUUGGCAAGCCCCGUCCCAAGUUGGAAGAAAUGUAGACAUCUAUGUCCAUGAACAAGAUCUCAGCACAGUCGUGGAUCUCCUGAAAAAGUUCACUUUGAACUACACCGUGCUUAUCGAUGAUGUCGAGUCAGCAGUGGUGAAUGAAAAUCCACCAAAAUCAAGAGCUGGAGGAUUUCAGUAUAACCGCUACAAUACCUUGUCACAGGUAAGCUUUGUAAGACCAUUUUCUUGCCAUUUAUGAUAAACUAGAAUUUAAGCUGCACUAUACGUGGGCACUUGCACUUGCAGCGUCUUGCCUCUCACUGCAUGCAUAAGUUGAACUGCUCAGUUUAUGGAUCAUGCAGAGGUAGUUCAUGUCUAUUGGCCUAAAGUGAUCUGAUGUUGUACAGAAUUCACUUCUGAGUUGAACAUGACAUGAUCAUGUAAAAGUAGCACAUGUUCUUGAAUGUAGACAACCCUAAAGUGAUCUGAUGUUGUACAGAACUCACCGCUGAGUUGAGCUUGGUUAGAUCAUGCAGAGGUAGUACAUUUUCUUGAAUGUGGGCUACCUUAAAGUGAUCUGAUGUUGUACAAAACUCGUUGCUCUGAGUUACCAUGGUGAGAUCAUGCAGAGGUAUCUUGAAUGUGGAAUACUCUUUGAAUGAACUAUAGUGUCCUUUUUGCAUUUCUUCCAGAUUUACGCUGAAUUGAGAAGUCUCGCUUCCAGUCAUUCUAACCUCGCUUCAGUAUUUUCAACUGGAAGAUCGUACGAAGGAAAUGAGCAACUGGCCGUCAAGGUAGGAUAUUUGACAGAGCAAUGGUCAAUACUACUUCAAACGAAAUCAUGGGCGAAUCCAGAGAAUGUUGAGAUAUUCCUGCGGCUAUCUAUGCACUACCAGCGAAUGUAAAAAUGCCAUAAAUACCAGAAUGUGUUGUUUGGAACCACGGUUAACCCUAUUAACCCCUCCCCCACAAAAAAUAUACCCAUACUUUAUAACCUUACCAUAGUGUUGUUGUAAUCCAUUGCUGUACGAUUAUUGAACGUUGUUUUAGAUCAGUUCUGGAGGAAAUAAGAAAUCAUAUUUUGUCAACUGUGGUAUUCAUGCUCGUGAGUGGAUCACGCCCGCGACAUGCAUGUACAUGAUCCGAGAGGUAUAGAAGAAUAAUUUAAUGUCCUUUACACAGGAUAAAAUUAUAUCUCUAUACAUAUUUUUUCUGCACUUCACCUGGUUGAAACUGAAUACUGGACUAAAUGGAUAAUCCAUGUGACGAUCUAUAUACACUUUUAAUGCCUAACCAGCUAGAUGUACUGUAGUUGCACACUCAUGCUCGACAAAUAAGGGUUCGCUCUUAAGGCCCGUUAACACUUGCGAUUCCAGGUGAGAUUUCCUUCUUCUGAUGGAUGUGAACGAGUGGAUGAUGAGGGUACAAACUGCACACCAACUCGUCUACUCGUUCACAUCCAUCAAAGGAAGAAUACUAGAAAUUGCAGCAAAGUCUGAACGGGCCUUAGUAAGAGGGAAAACCAGAAGAGUCGGAAACGUCGGAAGCUAAGGAGAGAACCAGCCACAACAUUACUUAUAUAUAUGAGUUUUCGGACACAGGGCAGUUAUUCAACCUAAAUAAACACACUGUGCUUAUCUUCCUGAGAGUCAACAUUUUGCCAUCUUUGUUUCAGAUGUUAACUAAAUAUAAUCAAGAUUCAUCCGUGAAACGCAUGGUGGAUAAAAUGGACUGGGUGAUAAUGCCAUCACUCAACCCAGACGGAUAUAAAUACACUUGGAGUGGUGUAAGUUCUCAAAUAUUAUAUGGAGCUUAAGCAAGCAACGUUUUUAUCAACACGGAGGUCAGAUUAAAAACUGUGUUUGUGCCAGUUUGUGGUAAUCUUCAAUACAUAUCACAAAACAUAGGAAAUUUUUUGCUUCCUCAAUGCCGCCAAAAUUUGUUAUACCAGUUAUUAGUUAUAUUCCAGGUGAUCUCGAAAAAGGUCUGGCACUAGUUGUAAAAUAGAAAUCCAUUUCUGGUUUAAAAUUACUCAAUAUCUCAUCAACGGUAUUAGAUUUCUAUUUCAAAUUUGUCCCAGACAUUCAUUUCCCUGUGCUCACAGACACAAAGUUUCAAACAGUUUCACAAAAGAAUCAGGGCGUGACAAGUGAUUGAAGGUACGAAACUGGAUUUCUAUUCUGUUGCUAGUCCCAGUCCUUUUGCUUACCGUCAGAUCACCUGGUUAAUUGUUCCUUGGUAAUCAGCUAUUCUUCCCUCAACAUUAAAUGAAGAUUUAUUACGCGAGUAACUAUCUUUAACCGAAUUAUUCAAUUUAUUUAGAAUCGAAUGUGGCGUCGAACUCGCACAAGACACGGCAGUUGUAUUGGAGCUGAUCCCAACAGAAACUGGAAUUAUAAAUGGGGAGGUAAUAAUUGAUGAAGACACAACACUUUUUUCUGUUGAAUCUUAGCCCUUUUCCGGUUAAGAUCAUCAGCUCUGCUGUUGUACUCCCAAAACAAACGUUACGUCUGUGUGGGAUACGGUUGGUUGAAUGGAAAAGGCGUGUCUUAAAUUAAAUCCUUUAUUUUAACAUGGCUUUAAUUUUUCAAUCAGGUGUUGGUACCAGUUCUCGGUGCAGUGAUACGUAUCACGGCCCAAGACCAUUCUCUGAAGUCGAGACUUACAAUGUUGCAAAAUAUUUGUUGAAACAACGGCGGAAUCUGAUUGGUUACAUGGAUAUCCAUGCAUACAGUCAAUUGUGGAUGACACCUUGGGGAUACAAGAAGGCGUAUCCUAAUGAUAAUGGGGAACAGGUGGGUACAUUUAUUGUAAUUUGUGGACAUUUACAACACAUGAUAAAACUUCUAAGGUGGAAUUUAUCAUCGUACUCGCGAAAAUUGUUGAGUUUUCACCUAGCACCAUCCUUCACUAUCUAACAGUUUUGAGAGUGAGAAAAUGUUUUCAUUUUAAAUACGAUUAAGAGAAGUAAUUUAAUUUUCUUGUUCCCAUAUUCAAUGGUAAACAUUUCUAAUCGAAACCAACUAACUGAAUAAUGUAUUUUUCUAGGUACGUGUUGGUAACAUUGCAGCGACAGCGCUCAAGAAUGCAGGAUAUGGAACAACUUACAAAGUGGGACCUUCUUCAGUUAUCAUUUGUAAGUAAUGUACGAGAUCUGAACAAAACUUAUAUUCAACUAUUACAUUAUAUCUUUUUGCCCUGCAGAUGCAACGACUGGCUCGACCGGGGAUUGGGCCUCGGGUGUCCUGGGGGUGAAAUACUCGUAUGCUCUAGAACUCCGAGAUAAAGGAAGAUACGGUUUCAUCCUGCCAGCCAAUCAGAUCAUUCCCACAGGACAUGAAACAUUUGCUGCGAUGAAAGCAAUGGCGAACGCCAUGAAAAUGUCUUGAUUGCGAUAUUGAUGUACUUCAUUCAGAAAUAUUGUUUAUGAAUUAAAUGAAAUAAAAAUCAAGAGUGGUUUAAUGUAUUUUUAAAUGCGGCUUUUCUAGUCUGUAUCUACACAAAAUUUCACGGAGUAGCUUUGAAAGAUUCUGCGCAAAUACGAGAUUCUGGGGCAGAUAAGAAAUUCUGCUCCUUGACAUCGAUUAAGGGAUUGUGCUCAACUUACAAUUGAGGAGCAAGAAAAUUAACGGAAAUCUCUCAAUUCCGCGGGUUGACCAAGGUUGAUCACCAUCUGCUGCACGAUGCUGCUAGGUGAAAACACGCGCAGGCGCAUUCAACGCAGAAAACUGACCUGGUUAUAAAUGGAUUGUUAUCCCUGGUGUCCAAGAAGCUCAACUAAAAAUAAAUAAAUAAAGAGAUAAACACGUCUGACAUAAAAUCAUUCGGUAAAACGGCCCCCGUAAUGAAGCUCCAGCUCUGUGGGACGUCCCUGCUACUUGUGACAAAGCUUGUAAAUGAAUAAAAAUAAAUAAAUAAACUAAAGUAAAUCUUUCUUAACACAGAUGCAACAUCUGGGGCAACAGAUGAUUGGGCGUAUGGUUUUCUCGGAUUAAAGUACUCCUACGGUUUAGAACUCCGGGACAAAGGUCGCUACGGGUUUUUGCUGCCAGCAAACCAAAUCAUCCCAACAGGAGUUGAGACGUUCGCUGCUAUGAAAGCAAUGGCACAAGCGAUGAAGAUGUGAAAAUAUUGUAUUUCUCAAAACAGGAAAUAAAAUUUAAAUUAAAG